AUGACGUCCAACGGGUCGAUGAAGUUAGGGGAGCUGCCAGCAUUGGAGGAUGUUCCUCCUAGUGAUCGCAUGCGUUUGUUUCGUCAGAAACUCAAGCUCUGCUGUGCAUUGUAUGACUUUACGGACAUGCGCAAACAAGUGCGAGAGAAGGAGGCCAAACGGAACGCAUUGUUGCAGAUUGUCGAGUACAUUUCGGCUGGAAAAGUCGCGUGGGAUCCCUCAGUAGUAGCUGAUCUACUUGAGUGUGUGGGUGCCAACAUUUUUCGCCACUUGGGGCGCAGUUCUAACUCUGCGACGAUCAAUGCCAAUGGCAAUGUGGAAGCUGUACCAGAAGAUGACGAACCGAUGCUGGAGUUAUCAUGGCCACAUAUGCAGUUGGUGUAUGAGAUCUUACUACGUUUUGUGCUGUCGAAGGAGGUGGACUCUAGAACGGCCAAGGAAUAUUUUAGCAAAAAGUUCAUGAUUAAAUUACUGAAUCUAUUUGAUUCAGAAGAUCCGAGGGAGAGAGAUUACUUAAAGACGAUUCUGCAUCGCAUUUAUGGCAAGUCGAUGGCGUUGCGUUCGUUUAUUCGUCGCUCGAUCAAUGACAUGUUUUACACGUUCGUUUACGAGACGGAAUCCCUGCAGGGUGUGGGCGAGCUACUAGAGAUUUUAGGGAGUAUCAUUAACGGCUUCGCUUUACCGCUUAAGCCGGAGCACCAGAACUUCCUCGAACGUGCGCUGAUUCCGCUUCACACGGCAGGAAAUUUAGCAAUGUUUCACCAGCAACUGGCUUAUUGCACUACGCAGUUCGUGGAAAAGGACCCGCAGACCUCGGAGCCUAUUAUCAUGGGGCUGCUAAAGUUCUGGCCUGUGACUGCAAGUGCCAAAGAGAUUUUGUUCCUGAACGAGCUCGAGGAGAUUAUCGAGAUGAUUCAGAUGGAGCAGUUUGUGGCAGUGAUGCGGCCACUUUUUUUGCGAAUAUCGCAGGCCGUGUGCAGCAGUCACUUUCAGGUUUCUCAGCGCGCCUUAUAUUUAUGGAAUAAUGAGGCACUGGUGCGACUUGUAAGUGCGCGACGAACCGAGAUUUUACCGUUAAUCUUCGGGGCACUGUACCGUAAUUGCGAGAACCACUGGCACAAUACCGUGCAAACAUUGACGUAUAACGUACUCAAGCUCUUCAUGGAGAUGGAUUCGCAGCUUUUUGAUCAGUGCUCGGCACAGUUCGAAGAGCGUGAAGGAAGGGCGCAACAGACGACGGAACAACGCCAGCUCAAGUGGACAGCCUUAGAACACCGCUUGCAGGCGCAAGGACUGAUGUGA
This is a messenger RNA of Peronospora farinosa, 1302 nucleotides long. The record is from the annotation of a GenBank genome assembly. Lineage: Eukaryota; Oomycota; Peronosporomycetes; Peronosporales; Peronosporaceae.